This is a messenger RNA of Syngnathus acus (greater pipefish), 5190 nucleotides long. RefSeq names its product F-box and leucine-rich repeat protein 4 (gene fbxl4). The transcript is spliced from 9 exons. The coding region runs from base 485 to 2317 and encodes 610 amino acids. NCBI's taxonomy places the organism in Eukaryota, Metazoa, Chordata, Actinopteri, Syngnathiformes, Syngnathidae. The record is from RefSeq and is a predicted model, not a curated record. Gene Ontology annotation, molecular function: protein binding. Gene Ontology annotation, cellular component: SCF ubiquitin ligase complex. Gene Ontology annotation, biological process: SCF-dependent proteasomal ubiquitin-dependent protein catabolic process.
CGAACUCAGCUGUCAUCGAUAUUAUGUUGCUUCUUGCCGUUGUGGGUGAUACUUUCGUAUCGUUUCUUAUUUUAAACAAUGUGAAUAUAACGAAACAUGUUUGAUUCCCCAUUAUAAUAUUUCUUUCGAAUAGCUAACUGUUUUGUAGUGCAAUACGAAUAUUUUCUCCCGUAUCCUUAUGCGAUAUAUUUUAAUAUGUGGAUCUGCGUAUCAAAUAUGUAAUUUAUCGACUAUCAGUGAAUUCUACACAUUUUCCAUGGCACCGUGAAGGUUGCUGUUAUAACGAGUGCUUGGUGUGUUUGCAGUGUCCUACGUUAUGGAAGGCAUCACAAGGUCAUGCAUGCAGCCAGGCCCUAACCUGCACAAUUUUUUAUUUUUAUUUUUUACAAAUCACCUUAGAGCAAUUGUGCUUCUACUAGGUGCAGACUCUUCCUUCGUCUAGUCCUCAUUCUUCCCCACUGCCUCCAACAGCCUAGAGUUCCCUAUGUUAACUCUGUUGAGCAUGUUUUACUAUAUUUGUCUGCGGCGACGCUCCAGGAGUGGGACUCGUGGUGAGGCUCUGACCAGUCGACGAGCAGUGGAGUCUGGCCAACGGGCGAUAUUGCCUGUCAGUGUGGAGGUGGAGCAGUACACCAAGGAGGUUUUGGACUUCAGCUCUCAUUACGGCAGUGAGAAUAGCAUGUCCUACACUAUGUGGAACCUGGCCGGUGUGCCUAAUGUCUACCCCAGCUCUGGGGACUUUACACAGACUGCGGUGUUCAGAACUUAUGGAACUUGGUGGGAACAAUGUGCCAGCGCUCCACCACGUUUCCGACGCAUCCCCAAAGGUUUCUACAGCCAGGAUUAUAUUGAGCUGGGCUUUGAAGAGCCUGUUUACCCUACGGCUGUUGAGGUUCUUGAGACUUAUUACCCUGGGGCUAUUGUCCAGAUUCUGGCCUGCUCACAUAACCCCUUUUCCCAAAAUCAACCUACGGAUGUCAGGUGGGAGGUGUUGUGGGCGGGGGAGCCCACCAAGGUGCUGGCACCCCAGGCUCGCCAGUUUUCACCUACAAUCAAGCACAUCAGUUUCCCCACCAACCUGCUUCGCCUGGAGGUCAACAGCUCUCUUCUGGAUUACUAUACUGAGCUGGAUGCCGUAAUCCUACGUGGCGUGAAAGAAAGGCCUAUGCUCGCGCUCUACAAAAUGCCUGUCAUCGACAUGAUUGACCUGAGUGACAGUGAGGAGGAUCUUUCUGAUCUGGGAGGUCCAUUCAGACAGGGUCCGGAUUGCAGGACAGGCAACGGCUACUUUGACAAACUACCCUAUGAGCUCAUUCAACUGAUACUCAGCCACCUGACCUUGCCAGACCUGUGCCGUCUGGCCCAAAGUUGUAAGAUGCUGCACCAGCACUGUUGUGACCCGCUGCAGUACACCCAGCUGAGUUUGCAGCCCUACUGGGCCAGGCUGAGUGACACCUCCUUGGGAUACCUGCAGAGCCGCUGCACACGCCUCCAGAGGCUCAACCUUUCUUGGACUGGCAACCGCGGCGCUCUCACCCUUAAUAGCUUCAGCAGUUUCAUGAAGGUCUGUGGGCUCAGUCUGGUGCGUCUGGAACUGUCUUGCUGCCACUUCCUGAAUGAGGCCUGUUUGGAGGUUCUUGCCCAGACUUGUCCAGGGCUGCAAGAGCUAAACCUGGCCUCCUGUGACCGGCUUCACCCACAGGCCUUCACACACAUUUCUAAACUUACACGCCUCCGCAGACUGGUGCUUUAUCGUACCAAGAUUGAGCAAACAGCUAUUCUUAGCAUCCUGACUUUCUGCAUCGAGUUGAAACACCUGAACCUCGGGAGCUGUAUCAGGAUUGAAGACUAUGAUGUUGUGGCCAGUAUGCUGGCUGCUCGCUGCCACUCACUUUGUUCCUUGGACCUGUGGCGCUGCAGAAACCUGACAGAUCGUGGCCUAAAUGAGCUUGUCUCUGGCUGCAGAAUGUUAGAGGAACUGGACUUGGGCUGGAGUCCCACACUGCAGAGCAGCACUGGAUGUUUCCAGCACCUUGCCCGCAGCUUACCACGUUUACGCAAACUCUUCCUCACCGCCAAUCGUACAGUCCGUGACUCGGACGUCGAGGAGUUGGCCUCCUGCUGCCCAUUGCUACAACAUCUAGACAUACUGGGUACACGGCUUGUGAGUGCUGCCUCAUUGAAGAAACUCCUCCAGUCGUGUCCACAGCUGCGUCUCCUGGAUGUUUCCUUCUGCUCCCAGAUAGACACAAGGCUAGCCCAAGAGCUAACCAGCCUCUUUCCCAGUGUAGCAAUCAAGAGAAGUUUCACACAUUGACCGCAGCGUAGUCUCAUUUCUCAUUGUAUUGAGGAUGCCGGAGGAGGCAAAGUGAUGCACUGCAGAAGAUGGAGAGAUGCUUCAGUAUCACAAAAUCUUCUAUUAGCGGUCACUAAAUAAGGCAGUCCAACUGGGGCUGACGGUCUUUGGAUUGGUAUGGAACAGAAACAACCACAAACUCCUCUCCAGAGGGCUAUAAAAUGUGAAACUCAAUUAUCUUUGGACACAGUGAAGCAACUGCAUUUCUUGAUUGUAGAACACCACUUGUGAAAAGGCCAACAACAAAUGGCUAUAUGCCUUUGAGUUAGAAAAUGAUGGUCACUCGAACAUCACUCGAGACAAAUAAGAAAAAAAAAUCUUUGUUACAAAAUGCUUUGAAGCAGCAGCAGAACUUCAUGGUGACCUCCAGCUUGUUCUAUGAAGAAUGAUCAGGGCUAUGGUCAGUGCCUUCUCAAAUUGACCAUUAUUAUCUUGUGCAAACAUCGUUGACACCUCAGUUCUGAUGGUACCAUCUAGCCACUUUGUUUUAGUUAUCAGGAAUCAUGUAUGCUAUUGCAGUGGAUAUAAAAAGACUCAGGGACGUCCAAAUUCCAGCUUUUGGUGAUGUGAAUAAAUGUGAUGUUCUCCACGUUUAAUGAGUCAUAUAACCUGUACAACUCAAUCGAAAAUCAAACUCAAAACCUUUAGGACAUAUAGUUGCACCUGGAAUCUAUCAGCGUAGCACAACUUGAUGUGGAAAUAUUUGCCCACUCUCCCAAAAAACACUCCAAACCCGUCAGAUUGCAAGGGCAUCUCAUACUCAGCCCUCUUCAGAUCACCCCUGCAGAUGUCCAAUCAGUUUAAGGUCUGGACACUUGCUGGGCCACUCCUGAAUCUUAAUCUCUCUCUAGUGAAGCCAUUCUUUAGUUGAUUUGGAUGUGUGGAAGAUCAAGUUCCUCUUCAUCUUUAGCUUCAUAACAUAAGAUGGAAAGUUUUGUGCUAAAACUGACCUCUCUUUGGAACUGUUCAUAAUUCCUGUCCAUAAUUCUUGACUAAAUCUCGAGUUCCAGAUGAAGAUAAACAGCCCAAAGAUUAUGUUGCUAACACCACACAGUCUUUGGUGAUGAGCAGUUUUUUUAUUUUUUAUUUAUUUUGCCAAACAUACCUUUUGCAAUUCUCGUCAACCAUCGAUUCACUGACCUAAAUGAGAAACCGUUUUCAAUUGCCUCACUGGGUUAAACAAGUACAUACGUUGUUUUUUUUUAAAAUAUGAAUUUGACCAAAUUUGGAGACAUCAGGUUUUGGCCGACGCCAGCAAUGAGAUUGCAUUAAUAAGUAAUCAAGAAUUAUUUUUGAUGUAUUACUUGUUUAGAGACCUUGUUUAAUCUAAAAUUGACCAAAUGUUUGUAAAUUCAGUCACUGAUCAGUAAGUACUUGUAUUUCUAUAGUCCUCCAUGAACACAGAUUGAAUAGCGCUGUGUUGAAUCAAAAUGAAAAUUUUCAAAAAUCUACUUUGACUUUGCAUAACAAUAAUCAACAAGUUUGAAUGUGAUUGAGCAAUUCUGAACAAAACCACAUGCCACAAAAGUGAAAGUAAACUUGUGCAACCACAUUAUUUUAGUAGUUAAUUUUCACUUCCCCUCUGUCAAAUAUUUUUGGUUUGAAUUGAGUUUAAAGGUUAGGUCACAUUAAUGGUGGAGGGAAUUUUGGAAUGAUAGAUCCUUUUAACAUCACAAAACAACACUUUUUAUAUCCAUUGUAUAUAUGUACUCAUCAAUUUUAAAUGUGAAUACUGUGGAAAGAAUGCCAUAUUUGAAAAAGGACUUCAUUCAGUUGAAAUGCAACGUCAGGCAUCAUUAUCCAGUAGUGUUGCUGUGAAUGUGGUCAUUUAAACGUUUCAGUUUAAAAAUACUGAAAAGUGGUACAAUGAUAUCCAAUCAACACCAACUCAAUUUAUAUUUUUCUUUUUUUUUUUCUUUCUUCAAAUCACAGACUUGCAUGAAGGAAAACAAUUCGGUUAUGUUAAGAAAUUUUACAUCUUCAUACAAUUUUAUUUUUAAUGAAACAAGUUUAACAAUUGUUAUCUGUUCCAAAUCUAAAUAUUUUUACCCACACACGUUAUUGUAGGUUUACUUAAGCUAGUCUCAUUUCCACCCACACAUGGAUAAUUGAUUUCUGGUCAGAAUAACUGAUCCAUUCACUUUGUUUGAGUUUCAUCACCAAAGACACCUUCGUUCAAACAACAUUAGUCAUGACAUGCUAAUUAAUAAAGUAACUAGGACAGCUAUUUCUCUUAAGAUUACGCACUUGUUGUCUUGUUGUACUUUGUUCUGAUCUGCCACUUACUGCUGUCUGACAUUUAGUUGCCUAGCUGCCAAAGAGAAGUUUGUCUUAACUAAAGACAUUUCUGUCAUACAGUUUUGACCACUAGUAGUUGUCAAUUUUGGGGGUUGAUGUUGUUUUUGUACCACGUUUGCUACCAAUCAGCACAGCAAAUAUAACUCAAGCAUACUACCAAUGACUAUAUUGAUAAAUUAGCUUUACUCAAAGCUGUGAUGUAUCAGGUUGCUUUUUUAUUUUUUUGAAAAUGGUGCGAUUCCAUUCCUAUUAACCCAAUGUGACAUAUUGAUUAUACUCAUAAUGUAUAUAAUUUCCAGCAACUCAACUUUGGGGGAUUGUUGUUCUACCUCAUAAGAACCACCCACAGCCACAUCAUAUGUAAUCUCACACAUUUUGUUGGCAACCUCUCAUUAUUUAGUUUGAGCACUGACUGAUUUAAAUGUGUUCAGUAUUUGAACCCAGUUUUUGUUCGUGUGAAAAUUGUACCGCUGUAGUGAUGACACUGGGGACUUUCCAAUAAUCAAGAGUCAAAUAAAAGCCACAUGGAUGACUGA